Messenger RNA from Saprolegnia diclina VS20, 1334 nucleotides. RefSeq lists its product as hypothetical. The record is from RefSeq and is a predicted model, not a curated record. The annotation marks the transcript as partial. Lineage: Eukaryota; Oomycota; Saprolegniomycetes; Saprolegniales; Saprolegniaceae. The transcript has 7 exons.
CGAUGGCAACGCCACGGGCCACCCAAGAUGACGAAGUCGAGCGACUCGUCAAGUGCCGAGUGCGCUCCGAAGUCGAAGCGCGCAAGGCCGCCGAGGUGACCAUGAAGCGAGCGAUGAAGGAAGCGACCGAGCUCAAGAAGGAGCUCAUGCUCAUGCGAAAGGAAAAGGAAGACUUGACGGAUCGCGCUCGAGCCGCCGAGCCCGCGCCGAAAAGUGUCAAGCAACCCUCCGACGAUUUGCUCAAGAAGCUCGCUCGGCGCGAGAAGGAGCUUGAGCAAUGCAAGCAGCUAUUGAGGGACAAGGACGCGGCCGCCGACGAGGUCCAGACCCAAGUGCAGCAGCUCCACACAUCCCUCGAGCGAGCGACAACUAUCACGUCGGCACUGCAACAGCAGCUGGACGAGGCCAAUGAGGUGGCCAAGAAGGCGGGCAUCGAGCUGCGCCAGCUCAAGCUCUCGGCCGACGACGGCAAGAAAAAAUAUCAACGCAGUAUCAAGGAGCUCAAGGAAGAGAAGGCUGCGCUCAGUUCGGAGAACGCGCAGCUCGCUCAGCGUCUCAACGACGCAACCACGUCGAAUGUACAGACGUCAGCGCUCAAGAAGCAGCUCACGCAGGCGCGCGACCGCCUCGCGAGCAUCGUCGCGGACCACGACGCUCGAAUUGCACAGCUCACGAGUGCCCACGCAGCAGCGCUCCACGAGCUCCAAGCCCAGCACGCAAAGGCGCUCGCACAGCAGCGAGACGAGCUCACCAGUGCGCAUGCGCAGGAGCUGCAGGCCAAGCUGCAAGCAACGACGAUGGUGUCGCAGAUCGAGAAGGAGCGGGAGCAAGUGCGCGCGGACGCCCUCCGCCGUCUCCAAGACGAGCUGCAGAUCGAAAAAGAAGAAAAUGUCGACUUGCUUCAGACAGUCAAGUCGCUUCAGGACAAGCUGCGUCUCGUCGCCGAGCUGCACCGCGACGCGGAGCGCGCCAAAGCGGCAGCUGAGGUUGAGAAGGAGAAGGCGCUGGCGUGGAGUGCCAAAGCCGAAGACGCAGCCGAUGCGUGCGAAGCCCAAGCCAACAAGUUCAAGGACGAAUGCGCGCUCCUUGAAGAGAAGCUGUCGGUUGUUGACGCGGCGCUCCGUCGGCGCGGUAUCUCGAUGGACUUUUUACUCAAAAAGAAAACCUCCAACAACAACGACGACGACGAGCCGGCCAAGGCCAAAGCGGUGCCAUCACACACAAGUAAGGCCAAGAAGAAGGUCGUGGCCGAGCCCGAAGGCCGCGACGAGAGCGUCAAGCCCUUGCGGCGCAAAUAAGAGCCCAAUGACAUCAUACUUGCUAUGAAUUUUGCA